CACUGACACAACAGACACAGUUCUUGCCGCUAAUUUUUGUGUUUAUGUGAGGUUUUUUGGUGCUCAAACGUUUACCAACGUUUUAAAAUAUAAUAAUGGAUGUGGAAAAUAAUAAUAACACAAUAGUACCUGCCAUCAAGCAGACACAGUUCGCUGAGAAACGCAAAGUAAUUAGCGAGGAGAAUGAAGACAACCAAAUCAAAAGGCUGAAGCACAAUGCAAUCGAGUUCACAACAACUGAAACAACAGUGGACGCCACACAACACGUGCCUGGUGAGGACAGCCCUAAACAAGUCGUCCAGCGUCCGCCCGCCCAGAGUCCAAAGAAGCGUCUGCAACUAGACAAUAAAAAAGUUGGAGCCCAUAACAACAGCAACAACAAUCACAAGCCGAAGCAGAACAAAAAUGAAACAUUCAUGUAUGGCAACUACAAACAGUAUUAUGGAAAGCGCAUUCUGGACAAGGACUUUCAUGACAUACGCCUGGAUGUGUUUGCCACACAACCGCAACUGUUUCGCGACAAACAGCUGCUGGACAUUGGUUGCAACUCGGGCCAUUUGUCCAUACAGAUUGUCAAGCAGUUCGAGGCCAAAAGCCUUGUAGGCCUAGACAUCGAUCGCAGUCUGACGCACGAUGCCCAAAUGGCCAUAGUGAACAUUAAGCGUGCCAGCAACUUAUCUGCCGCAGCUGCAGCCGGCAAUUUUCCGUACAAUGUGAAGUUUGUGCACGGCAAUUAUGUGCUCGAGGAUGAUGUCCUGCUCGAGAUCGAACGUCCGCAAUAUGAUGUGAUCUUGUGCCUAUCGGUGACCAAGUGGAUACAUUUGAAUUUCUGUGAUGCAGGCCUGAAGCAGGCAUUCCGGCGCAUGUUUCUGCAGCUGAGGCCUGGCGGCAAGCUGGUAUUGGAGCCGCAAUCUUUUGACACCUACAAGCGUCGCAAGAAACUCACAGACAAAAUACGUGAGAACUACAAUAGCAUCCAGUUCAAACCGGAAGAUUUCACAGCUUAUUUGCUGGGAGCUGAAGUGGGAUUCGCCAGCAUGGAACUGAUGGGACAGCCUGAGCAUUGUAACGCUGGCUUUAAACGCCCCAUACAGAUCUUUAGCAAAAACUAAAAUGAAUAAAAGAAAGGAGACU
This is a messenger RNA of Drosophila nasuta, 1134 nucleotides long. RefSeq names its product putative RNA methyltransferase CG1239. The coding region runs from base 96 to 1112 and encodes 338 amino acids. Lineage: Eukaryota; Metazoa; Arthropoda; Insecta; Diptera; Drosophilidae. The transcript is spliced from 2 exons. Gene Ontology annotation, biological process: snRNA modification. Gene Ontology annotation, molecular function: O-methyltransferase activity; snRNA binding; RNA methyltransferase activity. The record is from RefSeq and is a predicted model, not a curated record.